This is a messenger RNA of Myripristis murdjan (pinecone soldierfish), 4881 nucleotides long. It is a transcript of the gene kdm4aa, whose product is annotated as lysine (K)-specific demethylase 4A, genome duplicate a. Lineage: Eukaryota; Metazoa; Chordata; Actinopteri; Holocentriformes; Holocentridae. The record is from RefSeq and is a predicted model, not a curated record. Gene Ontology annotation, cellular component: chromatin; nucleus. Gene Ontology annotation, molecular function: histone H3K36 demethylase activity; histone H3K9 demethylase activity. The coding region runs from base 141 to 3296 and encodes 1051 amino acids. Gene Ontology annotation, biological process: regulation of gene expression; chromatin remodeling. The transcript has 22 exons.
GCGUCACUGGAAUAAUGGAGGACUAUCUUUUCUAGCCGGACCGAUGAUGUCUUUAUUUACUCUCUGCUCGCCGUGAUUUGGGGAGGAAAAACAACUCUUCUGCAUUUCAGCACUGUGCAGGUCAAAGUGACAGUCCCAGGAUGACCACAGACACAGCAGCCCAGACUGUGGGCUCCAGGAUAAUGACCUUUAACCCCUCAAAGGAGGAAUUCAAAGACUUCAGCCGGUACAUCGCCUACAUGGAGUCUCAAGGAGCUCACAAGGCAGGAAUGGCAAAAGUCAUUCCACCCAAAGACUGGAAGCCGAGGCGGACGUACGACGACAUCGAUGACCUGGUGAUUCCUGCUCCCAUCCAGCAGGUGGUUACCGGCCAGUCGGGCCUCUUCACGCAGUACAACAUCCAGAAGAAACCGAUGACGGUCCGCGAGUUCCGCAAGACGUCCAACAUGGACAAGUUUUGUAAUCCCCGAUAUGUGGAUUUUGAAGAGCUGGAGAGGAAGUUCUGGAAGAAUCUGACCUUCAACCCUCCGCUGUAUGGAGCUGACGUCAGUGGAACGCUCUACGAUCCAGACGUGACAGAGUGGAACAUCGGCCGUCUGAACACCAUCCUGGACACCGUGGAGAACGAGAGCGGCAUCAAGAUCAAAGGAGUGAACACGCCAUACCUCUACUUUGGGAUGUGGAAGAGCACCUUCGCCUGGCACACCGAGGACAUGGACCUGUACAGCAUCAACUACCUUCACUUCGGAGAGCCCAAGUCCUGGUAUGUUGUCCCACCAGAACACGGGAAACGUCUGGAAAGACUCGCCAAGGGUUUCUUUCCCGGGAAUGCUCAGAGCUGUGAAGCAUUCCUGCGGCACAAGAUGACUUUAAUCUCACCCUCAAUCCUGAAAAAAUACGGCAUACCAUUUGAGAAGGUCACUCAGGAGGCUGGGCAGUUCAUCGUGACGUUCCCUUUUGGCUACCACGCUGGUUUCAACCACGGUUUCAACUGCGCUGAAUCCACCAACUUCGCCACUCAGCGAUGGAUCGAUUACGGCAAACAGGCAACCCUGUGUUCCUGCCGUCAGGACAUGGUGAAGAUCUCCAUGGAUGUCUUCGUACGCAAGUUCCAGCCGGAUCGUUACAAGCUGUGGAAGGCGGGGAAGGACAACACGCCCAUCGACCACUCCAAACCCACACCGGAGGCCGCCGAGUUCCUGAAGGAAGAGAAGGUAGAGCCGAUGGAGGAGAGUCCCAACGAGGCUGUAGUUCAACAACCCACAAACAGUGUGGAGGAGGAGAAGAGCCCAGAGCCCAAGGCUGGGAUAAAGCGUCAGUAUGAAGCUGUUGAAGCUCCAGAAGAUGGAAACACUGAGCUGAACGAGAAGGAGACGGAGAAGGAGACUGAGACGGAGACGGAGAAGGUGGAGCAGAAGAAGGCCAAGGUGACCCAGAAGGAGUCGCCUACUAAAGUCGCCAUCAAGCCAGAAAAAGACCCAGUGAAAGUCAAAGCAGAACCUAAGAAGGAGAAAGAUGCAAAGCCACAGCCUAAAUCUCAGUCUAAAGCCAAUGCUAAGAAAACUUCAAACAGACGAAGCCCGGCGAAAAAAGAGAAAAACGGCGUGUCGGCUGCGGAUGUCGUUCCUCCUGAGCCGGCUGAUGGCCAGGCAGCCGGCGGCAGCGAGGAGCCUCACCCGGCCAGCAGCUCCAGUCCGGCACACCGGCUGUUCCAGAGGACGCUGAGCCCCGCCGACGUCCUGCACGUCCACAGCUACGCCAAGGGAGACUACGGAGAGGGAGAAACCCCGGCGAAGGAGGAGAGGAGGAGCGACAGCAGCGACAACGAGGCAGAGAGAGAAGACAGACAGCAGGGGGCAGAAGAGGUGGCACUAGAUGAAGAACAGGAUAGCCAUCUAGGAAAGCUGCCAAGGCAUCACCCGCUUAUAAAGGAAGGCAUGAGUGAUGAAGAGCUGCCAGAGGAGGUGCCGCCGGUGGAGGAGGGCGGUCUGGAGGGCGAGAGCUGGGCCAAACCUCUGGCUCACCUGUGGCAGAGCAGGCCUCCCAACCUGAAGAAGGAGAGGGAGUACAACCAGCGCGUGGGCUCCAAGCCUCCGUACUGCUCCAUCUGCAUGCUGUUCCACACCUACCAGCAGACUGAAUGUGCAAACAGCGUCGACAGUCCCGUGGUGGCGUCCGGCGGGCGGAUGCGGACCAAGCCUCUGAUCCCAGAGAUGUGCUUCACCACCAUCACAGAGGAGGACUCGGAGUGUGAGGAGCCGCCUGUCACGCCCCACCUGGAGGAGGACGGGACCAGCCUGCUCAUCAGCUGCUCCCAGUGCAGCGUCCGCGUUCACACCAGCUGCUAUGGCGUGGACCCAGCCAGUGUGACCAAGGAGUGGAAGUGUGCACGCUGCAAAGCGAACGCCAUGACUGAGAACUGCUGUUUGUGUUCGCUGAGGGGCGGAGCGCUGCAGAAAGCCAACAACAGCAAGUGGGUACAUGUGAUGUGUGCCGUGGCCGUGCUGGAGGCUCGCUUUGUCAACAUCACCGAAAGAAGUCCUGUGGAUUUGAGUGGAAUUCCUUUGCAGAGAUUUAAACUAAAAUGUUACUACUGUAAGAAGCGGAUGAAGAAGGCCUCUGGCUGCUGCGUGCAGUGUUCUCAUGGCCGCUGUCCCACCGCCUACCACCCCACCUGUGCCCAGGCCGCCGGGGUCCUGAUGCAGCCGGAUGAAUGGCCCUUUGUGGUCUACGUCACCUGCUGUCGACACAAAGGCCCCACUCAGAUCGAGCGCAACAAAGCAGCCAUGCACGAGCUGACUGUGGGGCAGAAGGUGAUAUGCAAGCACAAGAAUGGCCGCUACUACCAGUGUGACGUGGUGCAGCUGUCCAAGGAGACGUUUUACGAAGUCAACUUUGAUGACGGUUCCUUCAGCGACAACCUGUUCCCUGAGGACAUCGUGAACCGAGACUGCGCCCAGCUCGGGCCUCCACCCCAGGGUGAGGUGGUUCAGGUGCGAUGGACGGAUGGCCUGGUCUACGGGGCCAAAUUUGUGGCAGCUCAUGUAAUCCAAAUGUACCUGGUGGAAUUUGAGGAUGGGUCGCAGCUAACAGCCAAGAGAGACGACGUCUACACUCUGGAUGAGGAGCUUCCCAAGAGAGUCAAGUCCAGACUGUCCAAGGCGUCGGACAUGCGCUUCGACGGGAUCUUUGAAGAGAAGGAGAUCAUCCAGGAGUCAAAGAGACAGAGGGUGAUCAACUCGCGUUACAGAGGGGACUACAUUGAACCUGUGAUUUACAGAGCCAUCAUGGAGUAGCCGCUCACAACCUGCCUACUCAUCCACAGACCACCAGCACUGACAGACUGGAACUGUGCUCACUGUACCUUAAUUCAGCAGCUAGCCACUGAGAGAGUGUAGCUCAAAAUGACUUCUUCAGGAACCCCAUGUUGGGCUGUUGUUGUUGCUUUUUUUUUCUUUUUUUUUUUAAUUUAAUUUUGUUUUUGCCCCCGUCAUUCAUCCAGCUUCAUUUACCAUAACAGGCGUAUAUUUUCUUUGACCAUUUUUUUUUCUCUCACCCAUUUCGGUUUUACACUCCAAGCCACAGCGCAGUUUGCUGACAUAUAAGCCCGGGCAGUACCGAAUGGCGGUAACUUUUGUGUCUACACAUGAAUGACAGCAUUACUGAAAGCAAUACUAUAUAUACGAGGGCAUUUGCCCGCUGAAGUAGCAUUUUGUUGGUUGUGCACCAGUGAAAAAAGAAAACCUGAGCAGAGAGCAGUGCAGAUGUAAAAGUUGCUGCCUUUCAUCCACAGUAACAGUAAAUGAUCUGCUCCUUACUAAACAUUUCAGUUCACUUUGCCAGUUGUUUACUUUCUGAGUUUUGGGAUGCUGUGUGUACCUAAUUUUAAUUAAAAGAGGGAGCAAUGCCAUUUAAUUCACUGAUAUGCCUCCUCUGUUACUAUAAUAUUAACUGCAUUCCUUAACAUUUAAUUUUAUAGAAACAAUGAUAAAGCUUUUUCCAUUUUUAGAUUUGUUUUUACCAGCCUAUUUAUUAUGGUGCUUUGAGAAAGUAGCCUCUGCAACACAGACAUCGGUCUGUAGUAAUUCAUAUGAAGAGGUUUGAGGUUGAUGUAUGUUCUAUUUUUUCUACAGUAUAUAGAUGAAUUUUAACAAAUCCAUUCUGAUUUUUAAUGCGCUUUGUCUAUCUGGUUGGCUCCUUACUCUUCUACUGAAAGUUGUGCAUUGCACUUUUAUUUAAGUCCAGUUUGAGAGGACAGUUGAAUUGUUGUGUGCUGCCAUUGCUAAUUUGUUAAAAAGUAUGUUUUGAAAUGUUAAUUGUACAUUUUAUAAGAUGUCUUAUGGAUUGUGUACCCCUUCUCCACUCGGCCAAGCUCAUCGAUCACAAUGCACUUAUUAUAGGAACAAGGUGGCCUUCAGAUGUCCAUCGUUUGCCUGUAAUUUGCUGUUGUCGUAGUGUGAGACUGAAGACAGAGGAAUUGUAGUUUUAUAGCUAGUUAUUGCCAGUUGCAAGCCCGUGCUUUCAUCAGUUCAGUGGAGAAUGAAUUUAUAUUAUUCACAAAGUAUGAACAGAGUUGUACGUGGGGAGGGGGGUUAGUUUUCUAUUCUAUUUUAUUGAGUUGUUUUGUAAAACAUGUUCUAUGUGUAUUUUCACAGAAGUCUGUGAGAGUUAUAAAUGUCAUGUAGUCUAUUUUAAGAUGCUGUCAGCCCAGGAGAUCAGGUGUCUCCUCAUCUCCUCCUGGUUGGCUGCAGGCUCCUUACCCAUCUACGUGAUACUGAAGAUAAAUAUUGGACUUCCAGAAUAUCAUUUAAGCGUUUUGUAAAGAUCAUUUGAUUGUUUCAGUAAAGAAAUUGGCUUCAUGCCAUUUUGUCUGUUUCAUAA